AUGCAGCUGCUGUGUGCCGCCCUAGCGCUCAGGCUUCCGCGGCCGCUCGGCCGCGAGCUGAUCGCUGGCGCCAUCACGCCGGCGGUGCUGGGCGGCGUCGUCGCCGCUGGGAUUGCGGGAGCUAGCGAGCCAGAGGGUCGCGUUUUAAGACUCGUCCCUCGGCGGCUUCAAGAGUACAUGCGAGAGUCUCGCAUCGCGUGGAUCAUGUACAGCCAGUUCGAGUACGUUGCGGCUGGCCUGGCGGUGUUUGCACUGGCGCCGAGAGGACAGGCGCGGCGGCUCCUCCGUGUCCAACGAGCAGGACCAGAUUUGAAGGACGUCCCCUGCGGGCCUCUGGGUUCGCUCGCCGACGUCUACCUUCCCGGCGGCGCCUCUGCCGCCGCCUCGUUCGAGGAGAUGCUCAUCUUCGUGCCCGGAGGCGCGUGGUCGCACGGCUACAAGUCCUUCUACACGCUCACCUCGCGCAGGCUCGCCACUGAGCUCGGCUGCGCCGUGGCGACGGUCGGUUACGGCUUAUACCCGGUCGCGGACGGCGCGGCCCAGGUAGCCCAGGUGGAGGAGGCGCUGGCUUGGGCGGAGGCGGGCGCGCCGCUCCCGCCGGACGGGGAGCCGCGGAGGCGGCUUCUCAACGCGGGCGCUCGGCUCUCUGUAGUCGGUCACUCUGCCGGUGGUCAGCUCUCCGCGGCCGCGCUGCUCGGACGGAGUGGCGGCGAAGCCACCGGCGCCGGCGUUGCAUCCAUCGGUUCGCUCGCGCUGCUCUCGGCGCCGCUCGAGCUGCGGCGGCACGUCCUGCACGAGGCCUCCCGCGGUGUGGCGACGGUCUCGGCCCUCUCCGCGGCGUUCGCCGGCGAUGACGGCGCCACAUAUUCCGUCGGCGACGAGGCCGCUCUCGUGACAGCGCCCGGGUCGGACCGGGCCGACGGGUCAGGUCGGACCGGUCCGAGCGCUCCUCCGCCGCGCUACUUUGACGACACGCAGCCGAUGGCGCGCCUCUCGCCCGAGUGCGCCGUGGCGGCCGGAGGGGCGGCGGCAGUGAAGAAGCUGCCGCCGCUCGUCGCGCUCUUCCACGGCGUGGAAGACCCCGUCGUGCCCGUAUCCUCGACCCAGCGCUUCGAGGCCGCCCUCAAAGCGCGCGCAGACUCCUCGUGGCCCUCGGUGGUGUCAGAAUACCGCGAGGGGUGCAGCCACCUCGACUACCACGUUUUCGACGUCGAGACCGCGACGCUCCUCGCCGGAUUUGCUUUCGAGGCGUACAACGAGCCUGAAGAGGGUGAUGCGCGGUGGGAGCGCGGCGCAGACGGGUGCAACGUGGCCUUCAUGUCGGACGGCUUCGCCGCCGAAUGCUACGCCGGCCGGCUCGAGGUGACGCUGCACGAGGUGCGCGACCUCCCGCCUCCGAAGCAGCUCAACCUCAACCUCAACGACCCGGCGUCGCUGCUGUCGGGAGGGAACGUCGACCCAUACGUGGUGUUCGCACUCAACGAGGAGGCCGCCAAGGGGCCAAAGGAGGGCGCCGUCGGCCUGCAGCGCGCCACCGACCUCGCGCGCACAGCCACCCGCUGGGCGAGCGAGGCCAAGCGCGGGACGGCCCGGGGCGCAGCAGAGUGGCCAGACGGCGGGGAGGAGAUCUACCUGUACGUCAAAAAGGUGGAGGAGGCGCAGCUCGCGCUCACCGCCUUCGACGAGGACGCACUCGGCGCCGCGUCCGUCCGCCUCUCCUCGCUGCUCUCUCCCGACCCCGGAGGCGGCGGCUCGUGGAGCGGCUGGAUCCCGCUCACUUGGAGACCCGCCGAGACCAAGGACAACGCGGUGCGCGUCUCCCUCCGUUACGUCGAGCUGGAGGCGCCGCCCGUCGAAGCGCCGCCGCCGCCGCCGCCGCCGUCGCCGAUGACCGCCGCCGCGCCGCCCGCCCUCGCGUCGCGGACUGCGGCGGCGACGCCGGAGCGGGCGCAGCUGCUCCAGGCGGAGCUGGAGAAGCUGCGCGAGCGGAUGCGGGCUGAGGCGACGGCCGAGGCGGAGGCGGAGGCGGAGGCGGAGGCGGAGGGCGCCGGCGCGGGCUUUCGCCUCCGCGCGGCCCCGCGCGGAGCGUCGGAGGGGCUGGACUGGACGGAGCUGAGGUCGCGCGUCAUGGAGGAGGAGGGCGAGGGAGGGACGUACGAGCUCUGCUGCUACGUCGACCACGAGCCAACCUCGACCCAGGCUCGCUCUCUCGCUCGCUCCCCCUCGCUCGCUCGCCUCGCCCUCCCCCCUCGCCCUCCCCCCUCGCCCUCUCCCUCGCCCCUCUCCCUCACCUCUGGCGGCCGCUCGGACGACGAGCGCGUCGUGCACGCGGGCUUCUUCGCGUCGGCGCGCGCAGUCAACCGGAGGCUCAAGGAGCUUCUCGUGGCUGCGUGUGUCGGCACGCCCGGCGACUGGGAGGCGCUCGUGCUCGUCACCGGCCACUCGCUCGGCGGCGCGCUCGCCACGCUCUUCGCGCCCGAGGUCGCGCGCGGCGUCGACGCGUCGCGCGGCUUCAAGGAGCGCGCCGACGAGCCGUGGUUCUCGUCUCUCGUCGAGCUCGUCGCGGGCAAGGCGUCGGCAGCGGCCGAGCUGACGGGGGACGUGCCGGUGCGGCUGAGGCGCGUGCGGCUGUACACGUUUGGCGCGCCGCGGGUGGGCAACUCCGCCUUCGCCGCCGACUUCGACGUGCUCGUCGCCGGCGCGUUGGGCAUGGAGUGCUUCCGGGUCGUCAACGGCGCCGACAUCGUGGCGCGCAUGCCGCGCCACGCCAACUCUGCCGGCGCCGUGCUCGACUACGAGCACGUGGGCAGGACGGUGCUUUCGGACGUGGCCGCGCGGGUGGCGGCGGUGGGGGCGGCGGCGCAGGGCGGCGGGGACGGGGCGGAGGCGUCGGGCGAGGAGGGCGAGGGUGGCGGCGGCGACCUCGCCGGGCAGGUGAAGGGACUGGCUCGCUCGCUUGGCGCAACGGCGGCGGAGCUCGGCCGCGCCAAGGACGACAUCUUCGCUCGCGUCGAGAAGAUGACGACGGCGGAGGCCAUGCUCGACGCGCGCUUCGUCGAGUCCGAGGUCCGCACCCUCGACUCCAUCCGGCGAGGCACCUUCUUGCUGCACCACCUCGAGCCGUCCUACUUCGCAGCGAUGCGGCGAGAUGCAGCCGAGAGCCACCCGAGCCGAGAGCCACCAGAGAUGCGGGAGAGCAUCGCGCGGCCCCACGCGUACGGCGCUCCCGACGCGACCCCAUCUCUGCACGCCGUCGUGCGCUGCUAUCCUGACCGCGGUGCCGCCUGCCCUGCGUGCAGGCGCGCCAUCGACCGCCACCUUGAGGCCGAGUGGAGCGAGGAGCUCGGGCGCGGUGUCUGGGGCCCUCCCGGCCGCGGUCUCGCGGGAAGAGACGCGCAGGGCCAAGAGGAUACUCGGGGUUAG
This is a messenger RNA of Emiliania huxleyi CCMP1516, 3423 nucleotides long. RefSeq lists its product as hypothetical. The coding region runs from base 1 to 3423 and encodes 1140 amino acids. Gene Ontology annotation, biological process: lipid metabolic process. NCBI's taxonomy places the organism in Eukaryota, Haptophyta, Isochrysidales, Noelaerhabdaceae. The transcript is spliced from 12 exons. The record is from RefSeq and is a predicted model, not a curated record. Gene Ontology annotation, molecular function: hydrolase activity.